This is a messenger RNA of Drosophila ficusphila, 1538 nucleotides long. It is a transcript of the gene Ak3, whose product is annotated as GTP:AMP phosphotransferase AK3, mitochondrial. The record is from RefSeq and is a predicted model, not a curated record. Gene Ontology annotation, biological process: nucleobase-containing compound metabolic process. Bases 563 to 1213 code for a protein of 216 amino acids. Gene Ontology annotation, molecular function: AMP kinase activity; ATP binding. NCBI's taxonomy places the organism in Eukaryota, Metazoa, Arthropoda, Insecta, Diptera, Drosophilidae. Gene Ontology annotation, cellular component: cytoplasm; mitochondrion. The transcript has 2 exons.
AAUAAAAUACAAAAAUGUUUUUAGUUUUAUAACAAAAAUUUUGCAUAUUUAAGAUAUUUUAAUCAAAGUCCAAAUUGCAGUUGCUCACAACGGACGCCCAGUAAGAGAGUAAGAGAGAGUCCCCCAAAAGCCGGAGAGCUCAACUGCACUGUGAGCGAGGGAAACAGCCGCCCAUCCCCCUAUCCCCCCUUAUAUUGCAUUUGAGCGAGAGCAGAACAUAGAGGAAAAAAACCGGCUGCCAGUUGGGGACUCGUGGGCGAAAGAGAACGAGAGAGGCAAGCCUGGAAACUAAACAACAAGAGCCAAACACUUACGCCAAGAUAAUGUCUUGUUUCAUUUGAUAUUCGCCAGCCGGCAGCAGCGGAACCCAAAAAAAAAAAAGGAAAACAAAUAAAACAGACGCCGCAGCUGCGGACACCAAAUUAGAAUACUAACGGCGACAAGUUAUCGCACAAUUAGUACGCGAGCGAGAAUUGAUACCGAGAUACGGGGACACCGGAAAUUUUCCCCCAAAAAAAUACGAAAAAUCAAAGUGCCGUCUCGAAGGAAGUAGAGCCUAGUCAUGUAUACGAAAAUCUUUCGCGCUGUGAUAAUCGGAGCUCCCGGCUCGGGUAAAGGAACCAUUUCGGAGCUAAUUGUUAAGACUUAUGGACUUAUGCACAUCUCAACGGGCGAUAUUCUGCGCCAGAACAUCAUGAAAAACACCGAACUGGGGAAGAAAGCAAAGGAGUACAUAGCGAAAGGUCAACUGGUGCCGGAUGAGAUCGUAACCAAGUCGAUGCUGGGGCGGAUAACCGAGGUGGGCAAUAAGUCGUACAUCCUUGAUGGAUUUCCGCGCAAUAUCGCCCAGGCAGAGGCGCUGUGUGCCCGCGAGCAGAUCGAUGCCGUGCUUACGCUAGACAUUCCACACGAUGUAAUCAUCGAUCGAGUCAAGAACCGCUGGAUUCACGCACCCUCAGGCAGGGUGUAUAACAUUGGAUUUCACGAUCCCAAGGUGCCUGGCAAGGACGAUGUAACGGGCGAAGCACUGACCCAACGUGAGGACGACAAACCAGAUGUGGUGGCCAAGCGGCUGAAGCUCUACGAUGAACUUAUGAGUCCUGUCAUAGCUUGGUACAAAGAGCAAGGACUGGUCACCACCUUCAUGGGACGAAGGACCAACGAUAUCUGGCCGCGUGUGGAACAAUUUCUUAGGGACCACAUUAAAGCGUAAAGGGACGAGCCAGAAUUUCAUCCAUUGUGCACAAACUAAUGAUAAACUGCUGUGUUCAAUUAAAUACACAACAUAAUAGAUAUAUAUAGAUUUGAGUACAUAUGUAAUAUGUAUGUUUUUGGGCCGGAUCGAAUGAGAAGGCGUUUAAUUAAUGUAAUUGCGAAGCCUUAUGAUGUGGCAGCUGUCAUGUAUUCCUUAUUUCCCCACUAAGCAUUCCCCUUCAUGAAAACCAAGCACCCCUCUUUUUUGUAUAAACAUAUUUUUGUACUAGUAGUCUGUGCUCUGAUAAUAAAUCGCGUUUGUUAUAUUUACGCUGAUAACGUAA